Messenger RNA from Pomacea canaliculata, 9850 nucleotides. RefSeq lists its product as uncharacterized. The transcript has 3 exons. The record is from RefSeq and is a predicted model, not a curated record. Bases 807 to 3485 code for a protein of 892 amino acids. Lineage: Eukaryota; Metazoa; Mollusca; Gastropoda; Architaenioglossa; Ampullariidae.
GAUGGAGAUUGGGAUGUUAGGUGGGGCGGUUAUACAACCGCGGAAGUUCUGUCGAGUCCGUCUCCGCGAUGUCCAAUGUCUAAUGCCUUUAGUAAGGGAAGCGUCAUUGGCACGAUACUGCAUAUUGCUGAGUUAAGUUGGCGCGACUUUAUCGCCUGCAACAUUUUUCUAGAUGUGUAAGUUGACCUGUAACUGUGAGACUGAUGCUCCUGUUGUUAUGGAGAUAAUGCCACUCCCAUUAUCAUUUAUCUCUCUCAGUCGUUCUACCGAAAUAUCCGUGGAGGCUGGAUAAGGCGGAGCUUGGCCGUGAUGCAGAAGGGUCUGAUAACGUCUCGGCCACCCUUGCUGUCGUGGUCAGGCAGUGUAGACCAAACAGCUGCGUGCCGACAUAUCUGUGGAUAAAGCAGAUAAGCAGUCGAUCGAGUCGUGUACACCGUGUGAUAAGUGGGACGGUAUAUCAAGCCCCGCAAACUGGCACGCCUUAUCUUACACCUGAAACAAACCUCCACAUAUCUACCAGAAGGUUUCGCUUUAAUCGUCGGUGAUCUAAUAUGCCACGUCUGUGGGUUUUUUCUUCGGCUCGAUAGGUUGCGGGAGAAGCGUGUUUCGGACGUUGCGGACGAUCGUCUGCUAGCUGCGGAUGCUGGCGGAGGAGUGGUGUUUGAGAGUUACCUCCCGUGUGUGUAGGUGGCAGGGAAAACAGUUUAUGAUGGCUGGCGACUUGUGGACAAACCAGAUGCAACCAUCAACUGCUGCGAAGAGUUCUCUAAAAUCUACCCCUUUCACGUCGCGUUUUUUCGUUUCUGAUGCAUGUAUCUGAAAUGGAUGACCAGAAGACUUCUUGCACCACCGCGCAAGAUUCCGAUCGUGACGAAAGAAGCCCAGUUUCAAUUGCAAAUGCAGACGACACAAGCAAGAACGACAAAAGUUAUGUGACUGAUGGGGCGACUUUGGAUGCGCCGCAUACCAGAGGGGAUCAACUCGAAACUGUGGAGGCAGAGGCUGAGGCAGCUCUGAAGUCGUUUUGUCAGCAGCUGGAGCUAAAAAGGAGUGACAACAUAGAUUCGUCACAGAUGCAAGUUACGCCUGUAAGUCAUGAAAGGUCUUCGUCAUUUACCAGCAGCUCCAUCGUUUCAGGCAGCGAGAAUCGAAACACACACAGAAAGACAGGUGCUGAUAUGCGAAUACUGGCGACAUACAUGCGAUCGUUGAAUGAACUAAGACCACCGGAAACAAUCCCACCGCCAGAUUUAGAUAAGUAUUUAUCUUCCUUUUUUCUUGUGGUUCGAAAAACGGAUGGCAGCGAAUACGAACCUUGCAGUCUCCGGGCGAUGCUUGCAAGUAUAGAACGAUAUCUACGUCAAAAGAACUAUCCCGCGUCAUUGACUAGGGAUAACCAGUUUGCAAAUAUGCGAAACGUUCUAAAACUAAAGCAACAAAUGUUACGAUCAUUGGGCAAAGGGCAGAAAAGUGUAGCAGAAAUUUCUCAGACCGUUUGUGUCCGAGAAGGAAAGAUAACACGUUUAUUUGAUUCGCAUGAAAUGGGCCCUUACAACCCCAAUUCGGUCAUUUUCUCUUUGUGUUUCUUCUUCUGCAUGUACUUAAAACUCCGCAAAUCAACAGAGCACAAGAAACUUCUGUGGGGUGAUAUUGUUCUUUGUCAGGACUAUAACAACAGAGAGUAUCUGACAUUCUCAUCACAGAUGCUGAGUCGAUUCCAAGGAUCCACACGUCUGAAUCACAGACUCUCAAAUGCACGAGUAUGGGCAGAACCAGAUGUUCCAGAAAGAGAUCCAGUAGCUCUAUACAAAUUCUAUGCACAGAAGCGCCCACCAUCAAUGAAUCAGCCAUAUGCCCCAUUUUAUUUAGGAUUAAACCUGAUCAAUCCUCUUGCUGGCCAGGCAUGGUAUCGUCCCUCGGCCAUGGGCAUCAACAAGCUAAAUGAGAUGGUGCGUCAAAUACGUGACCUCACAGGACUUAAGUCAACAAGUGACACCAGCCCCAUGCAAUAUUUAGUCCCAAAUGCACAGGACCUUGCCAUGAUGGGUUCAGAGCUGUCCAGUGCAAGCUCUGACCCUUCCAACUCUCGUGAUGGUCACAAUCUGGAUGGCAUUGACCUUGACUGUCAUGAUCGAGAGGACACACCUGAGGCCUCUCCUCAGCUUACCAUUGACCUGGAAGAGUCUGAAGCUGAUGCGUUUGAAACUUCAACCUCAGCAGAGCCAGGUUUAGCACAUGUGGUGAGAGACUCAGAUAGUGGUGAAGAAGGUCAUUUGGCUGGGUCACCAAGCAUGAAAAGUCAGGAAGAAUCCCAAAAUGAUGACUCACCCCCCUCUGCAGUGUCUGUUGAUGGGGAUGGUACCAGCAUGUUUAGGAGCCACGUUUCCCAUGAGGGCAAUUUCAGAGAUGGUCAUGAUAUGUCCCAAAGACAGAUGCCAGCAGAUUUGGAGGAGGAUGAAGAGGAAGAGGACUUCAUAAGUGUAGAGCAGGCAAAGGAGCUAGUGGUGGAUAUUGUCCAGCGUAUGGACUUUAUGGAUAUUAUACACUUUGAUCGUUGGCUGAAGACAAUGCGUAUUAAUCGCAGUCCUACAACAGGUCAGAUUGUUUGCAAAGACACCAAAGAGGAAAAUGAUGACCAUGCUGGCUUUGAAGACACCAGAGGUGGAUCUCAGGAUUUCCAGUCUGGCAACCAGGGACUGGGAGUGAACAUUCUCCUUAAUAUAGCCCUUUCUCCACAUGCAAUGCGUGGUCAUGGUCCUGUCACAGUGCAGGCAACCACUGUCAGUUCCUCGGACCUGAACACUAUCUCUGGACACCGGUCAGCUAACUCUGUUUUCUUUCAGCAAGAAGCAGAUCAUCCGAGACGGCCACGUGCCAAUAAUUUCAUCCCUGAUGGUGCAACCGAUCUCAGUCAAGGAAGAGCUAACUGUGACUUUCGCAGUGUGAAUCGACAGAGCAGCGAUAUGCCUCUGGAUCUUGCCAUCGGGUCAACUAGAGCUUCGGUUUCUGCACAGCCAUCACGGCAAGAGCCACGGGGAGCAUCAAGCCACAACAACAGUCGCGUGCGGCUGGCCUCCCCAUUGGCAGCAGGUGCAGCAGAUGACUGUAUCCCCAGAAAACAACGAAAACUUUCAUCCAAUGAAACUACAGCAUAUUUCCAUGCUGCCCAGCGUUCUCAGGGUCACUCAGAGAUGUUUCACAACGAUUCUAAAAGCAGCAAAGCACAGCUACCAGUCAAAGGGCAGAGGCCAGAGGGCAGCAGACGCAAGCCAAGCCCAGCCUCUCUGACGCACAUUAAACCAAGAGCAGCCUGUGACAAUAAUAUUGAGAUGCAUGCCUCAGUUCUCAAGCAGGGGCCGAGUACAGUAACAGCAGCAUCUGCAGUCCUCGGUGGUGGAGAAAGUUCCGGUUCACAUAUCUCUAAUAGAAAUAGUAGGGUGCUCUCCUAUCCAGAAGUUCUGAAUCUUAAACAGGAAGUUGACUGAAACUUGGGUUGCAUGAUUUGAAAAUGGAGCUUGAACUAAUAGCAUAUUUGGAAAUAAUGAUUAUUUGAACAUAUAGAGAAUGCUUCUGCAACUAACUUCCCAGAUUCACAUUUUUUUCAACUCUUGCACUCUUCCACUCAUUUUCUCAAGGAAACUGUCAGUACACUUAUUUUUCAUUUUCUCUCCAUUUUUCUAGAAAGCUUUAUGAUCUUUCUACAUUCAACAACACUAACUUUAUCAUGGAACCAAAAUUUACAUGUGCUAUUUGAUUCCACAACUCAGGACUUGAAAUUUUAAUGACAUUGUCAAUAGAUCAUUGGCGACUAACCUUUUUUACAAUUGAAGCCAUUUUUUUAAUGGAGUGAAUUUCCUCACCCUAGUCCAAUUUGUAUUGUAAGGUAUACACAUAGGUCUGGUUCUAUGCUGCCAUAUUAUUCCAAAUCAAAAUCUUCAGUUUUCUCUUUAUUAUAGUAAUAAGCAGCUUUUAAAAUAGCAGAUUUAGCACUGUUUAGUGUUGACUCAUAUUAGGGGAAAGGUCAGUUCUGCAGACCCUUGGCUAACUUCAUUGACCACGUAGUAUUUUUUAUGGACUUCGAUUUGUCAAAUCUUCAUCCAUGGUUUUUAUGCAUUUACCAAAAAAGCCUACAAAUUGUAAUUCUUUUUUUUAGGGAGUUAUAUGGAUGAAAAGUGAGCUAAAAAUCUGCAUUGAAUUUUUUUUCUCUGCAUCUGCUUGACAUACUCAUGAUCCUGCAAGAACACUGUUUCGUGGUCAAUAGUCCAUUGAUCUAGUUAACAAAGAUUUUAAAUGUAUAGAUGAAUGACAGUUUUUGAAGUUUUGUUUAGGUUCCUUAUUCUUCCCUGCCUUUGCAGUUGUUUUCCAAUACUGAAAUGGCAUAGGAAGGAAAAUUCAUCCAUUUCCAGCAGUCAUAUUAAUAUAUAUUCAUUAAGGAGAGAUUAUCAUUUUUAUAUCUAAGUACUGACUGGUGCUAACAUUUCAAUAAUCUUGAAGGGAAAUAAUUCAUGGUUGUGAUGCAGACUGCAAACAAGACCGAUAAAAUGAUACCUCAGAUUGCUUUACUUAUAAAUGUGUUUGCUCUGUGUUGGUUUAUCGCUUUUAUUUCAGUUAGUCAUUCACAUUCAGUGUUUGAUUUUUGUGUCAUGAUCGAUUUUUUUUGUUGUAGAAGUGUUUGCAGUGUUGAAAAUAGCAACCGUUUGAUUACAGACACUUGUGUAAUAUGCAGUUGGAUGCUGUUGUGCAAAAUUGUCUUUUCCUUAUCCAUGCCACUCAUUUGUCUCGUGCAUUGUGAAUAAAGGAGGGAUUUUACAAGCUGUCUAGGUCAUUACACAUUAGGCUUGUGAUUACUGAAAAAGAAAUGUUCAACAUUAUGUUGAUAGCUGCAAGAGAAAGAAAUGUGGUAAUAAAUUUACUUAAAUUUGUCCCUUAUAUAUGCUUUCAAGUUUUUAAGAGUACAGAGCUUUUUAUUACAUUUUUAUGUUGAUGGGAACUUUGUGUGGACUUUGCCAAACAUGUAAGGAAUGGCUGUGCCAUUCUUGUAACUUGUCUUGCACUUUUGUUUAGCUUUCCCACAUUCCUUAGAAUCACUCCUGCAUUCUACUUGGACCUUGGCAAAUAUUUGGUGUCAUUUUGGUUUGUCAUUUAUUUACAUUAGAGCUAUGUGUAUAACGUGUUAGCAUUUUUCUUCUUUUUUUUUUUCUUUUUUUUUUUGCCAAGCAGAGUGCUUGAAAUGGUAAGUUACGAAAAAGUAAUUUUGUAAAAACCCCAUAGCCUAGUGUCCGUAUAAGCACUGAGCCGUUGAGAUUCAUGAUGUUUAGAGUAUGACCUAAUCCUCUUCUGCUGCAUUUUAUGUCCCCGGAUAAAUUAAGGUGCCUAUUCCUGGAUGUCAUGGGGAAGUUUCCAGUGAGGGGCCUGGAUGGUCCACCAAUCAGCAAUCUUAUGUUCCAAAGUGAAGCCCAUUAACUACUAAGCUAUGUCACUUUAUCCUGACUGUAGUAUGUUUACCUAACUAGUACCCAUUGCGUUUUUUCCCUAACUUGCAGAUUUGUAUAAGUACAAAAAAUUUGCAUUAUUGAAUCCAAGAUGCUUGUUUCAUGUCAUUUUACUUGCACAGCGACAAACAAUGCUAAUGAGAUAAUUGAAUUUGUUUUUAUUUACUUUUCCUCUUGGUGUAUAUUUGCUUAUGAUCUUAAAAUCAUUUUAAGUUAAGAGCCUUUCUUUUGUGGUUUCCAAAGGAUAUAUCUGUAGACACGCUAUUUUUUGUUAGACUUGUUUUAUGGUUUGUGAUUUAUAGCAGAAAUUAUCUUUGUAUUUAUUUACAUACUUGUGUGUUUAAAUCCAUGUAUAUGGACAAAGAGGGAUGAUAAAUGCAUGACUUUUCUUGUGUGAAGCUGUUAUAUUUAUUGUUAUAUAUAUAUUUCUAAUUCUCUGCUUGCAUGAUGGCGUGUUAGUGAAGUUCGACUGCAUGGCUUUUUCUGUUGCUUUUUCCAUUGUAGGCAGAUAAGACAAAAGUGAAAAACCUUAAAAAAGAGUGAAAUAUCUGUAAGCUAUGCCGUUAACAUCAUUGGAUAAGAUAUGUACAAGUUUUCUGAAAAAUAAAAAACAAAUACUUGAUUAGCAGUACAACUUGCAGAGGGAAAACAUUUUCUGAAAAUAUUGAUUUAGAGAGCAUCUGUAAGCAAGACUGUACUAAGACUUUCCACUAAAUUUUGAGUUGCAGGCAUGUUGUUGUUGAUGUUGUUGUGUUAGCACUAGACUGACUUAAAUUUGCACAGUGCCUAAUCCUCAAAGAGAGAAGAAAAGGCAGUUCUCUAGAUAUAGCUUUUGAAGUGAAACUGAAAUGCAUCAAACUUCCAAUUCUUACCUCCACUUUCCAAAUAGUGCAUAUAAUGAAGCAUUUUGCUAGAAGUCUUGAAUGCCUAUCACAUUUAUAAGCCCUUGUCAGUAAAGAAACUUGGCCAGUGCCAUGGUAGCAGGAUUUACAGACUAGGACCUUUUUCUUUCUGCUGAGUACCUGAUCUACAAUUUCCAAAAUUUCCUGUCUUCAUACCAGACUAUGAAGUUGUAAUAAAACUGUCUUUUUAGGAUGUUGAAAGAGUGAUGCAUACAGUCAGUGAAUUUUUGUCAGUAACAUUUGAAACAGAGAGUUAACUAACUACAGCAUAUUAAUGAGACCCUUGUAGCCUGAGCUGUGACAGUGCCCUUGAAAUUCCAGAAUGUUGAAGAAUGGGGGAAAUAGACAUUUGAGAAUCCUCAUAUUUAUUGAUUAAAUCUUACUUCUGGAAGAUACCUGUUGUUAAAAGCAUGUUCUCUAGUCACUGCUCAUGAACAGAAUUUUUAUUGUUAUCUCUUUAGUGUACACUGUCAUUUCAACAUUUGUAAGGGAAAAAGACUGUCCAAAACAUUUGGCAUUUUCCUAGUCUGUGGCCUGACAGGAAACAGUUGAAUUUCACUUGCAUCACACAAACUCCCAUUUUGCAAAGAGGAAUGGGUAUCAGUUAAGAUGGUCUUUGUGUUGUAUGCAUGUUUGUGUGCAUGCAUGCUUUUAUGCAUUUUUAUGAUUGAUAUAUUAUUCUGCUGUGUGCUUUGAUCAAGCAUGUGCUGAUACAGAGGAAAAAAGACAUCGGAGUAGAAAGAACUAUGUGCUGAUACUUUUGUGCCCUGCUUUCACUAUAACUGAUUUUCUGACUUAUUUUAUGGAUGUUUUGUUAUUUUUACUCUGUUAGCUAACAUUUAAAAACAUUGUGUGCUUUAACAUAUUCCACAGUGUUUGUUUGACAACUGAGUUAGUAAACAAAAAGAAGUCAAAACAAAUGUGAUUGCCCUUCUCCUGUUUGUAUUGUACUCUAUGGCUUUUUUAUCUGUAAGCAAAAAUGCAGACAUAGUUGCUUGUGUAGGAGUGUAUCCUGUAGUUUGUGCAUUAUUGUUUUCGACAUCCAGUUGAUUGUAAGUAUCCAUUAUCAGCAUUGUGAAUAUGAGACAUUUUCAGAAUUAGAUGUCAGCUUUUACUUUUCAUAUUAUUUCAGCAACAGAGGAGUGUUUGUACCCAAGUCAUCAAAUCGUGAUAUUAGCCCAAUGCUUGCUACUGUUGAGAAAUGUAUACAAGAUUCUUUAACAGUCACAUGCUUUCCAUUCUUUCCUCUUCUCCCAAACUCCUUAUAUUUUUAGAUAAUGAUGUACAUUUGCAUCUCACAAUUUUUUGCAACAUUGUUUAUUGUGACUGCUAAACAAAAGCAGAGUUGUGGAAGCUAACAUUGUAAUGUAUUUUUGCAUUGUGAACUCAUUAUUUGUAUUUAUUUGUCAAAGAUUUUAUUAAGUUUGCAAAUGCCUACAUCCAAGUGAGGUGUAUAGAAAGUGUGCAUGCAGGCUCAGGUGUAUAUUUAAAUGAUGUAACAAGACCUGAUAUGUUUUAGAUAGGUAACUUUAGUUUAAAGUGUUUGAUUUGAUUUGUUGUUAUAUUUCUCUAUUUUAAACUGGAUACAGAGAAAAAGAAGUUAUUUUAUCAUACAUCUUGGCACAAGUGAGACAUUUUUACUUGAAUUACUUUUGUCAAAAGAAAAUGUUGUGUCACACAUGUGUGCAUUAGAGAUUUUAAUUUUAAAAUGCAAACAUCUAACAUAUCCAUUCAUUACUUUCUCAUUUGUCCUUUCUUAAAUCUUAAAAGUGGGAUAAUUGUUUUAUUUUAUUUGUCCCAGAUUUGAAAAAGAAUAGGAGCACAAAGUUUUAGCAAGGAUAGGACAUCAUUUAAAAUUUAGCUCAAAAAAGAAGAGCACUUUCUUAGGCUUUAUAAUAUUCGACAUUUGUCAGCAGACUUUUCCGUUAAUAAUAAUCCUUCUAGCAUUCAGCUCAGCUGCAGCAUGGGAGUCUUUUACGUUGUUUUAGGUUCUUCCUCCUUUUAUUUGAAGGUGUCUCCUGCUUUGCAGAUAUUAUUAUGGAUAGCUGUGCAUUUAGUGUACCAUAGUUGUGCAGGAGAAAGUGUAAAAUUGUUCAUGUCACUGUGUAUUCUUAUAGUACUGCAUUCCAAAAGAACCUGUGCUUAGAAAAAGUGCAGGGUUUCCACAAGCAGAAAAGAUCUUUUUUUUUUUCUGUAUUUAUUGGUGGUUUUGUUUGGUUUUUUUGGUGCCAUAAUUUUAUUUUUUCUUUAUCAAAAUUUGAUGCAUGCAUAUUUAUAUUCAUUGUUAGACUAUUUUGUGUGCCUUUGUUCUCAAACUUUAUGGCUAGCUUGGAGCAAGUAGUUGUCUCCCCAACCCUUACCCACCUUGAUGUGACGAAUUGGUUUUCUUUUUCUUUCUUCUUCAUAAAUAGUAUUUGUGACAGUCUCAUCUUUCUUUCCUUCUUUCGACUGCAUGAAUUAAUUUUGGCCAAAGAUAGCUUUCUGAGGGGCAUUGAAGUUUUUUUUUCUUGUUUUUUUUGGGAAGGAUGAUGAAAGUUGCUAGUCAUAUAGAAUGUUCGAGUUUCAAAGAUGGUUUACUGAAUGGUCCUUGCAUUUCUUAAUUUUUAUGGCCAGUUGAAAUAUUUUAACAUUUCUGCCACCAUGUUUCCAAAGGAGUUAAUUUGAUAAUUCUGCUGAGUUUGUUAUUUUAUUUCAUGCUUCAUGAUAUUAAUAUAAUGCCUUUAACGCAAUGAUGGUGAUAAGAAACACUAGUUUAAGUACUCCUGCCUGUUGGAAAUUGUGUGAAUUGUGUAAUUUUUAUGCAGAUUCAGUCACUUUAGAGGUGAACAUUUCGCUUGAGUGGCUUGUCUUUGUGUUAAACAUUCUCAGUAUCUUGAGUAUGCUGUGGUAAAAAUUUUUAAUCCCUGGAGUGAAAAAAUUCUAGAAAAUACAAAAAAUCCUUCAUUUUAUAUUUUCAAUGUAGGACUACUCAUGUAAAAAAAAAAUGUAAUAAUUUGAAAAUGCUUACUCAAGCUCUGAACCCUUGCUUUUUGUUUUGUUGUGGCUGUACAUUGUCAGACUCAUAUCAUAUAUUGACUCAACAUUCCAGGCGUUAAUCACUUGAAAUUGUUUGUGACUUCAGUGGGUUCGGGGAUGCAGACCAUGGACAAUAGCCCAUUACAUCGAAUCUCAUUCAGAAAUGUACAUGACACUCAUGUAUUAUGAACUUGUGAUUAUCAUCAUGCUUUCACUCUCAAAUAGUUGAUGUUAUCUAACUUAUGGGGUAUAAGGUUGGUGUUGGAAUUUAUGCUGUUUGUUGUUAACGAUCAUUACUUAGGGAUUUUCACUGAUACUUCAAAUAUUGAUUACUGUACUGCUUCAGGUACUCUCACUCAUGAUAGGCUAAUAAUAUUUAACAGUAACAUGGCAGGGAAAAUAUACUUGGCGGCAUUAUAAGUAAACUGCAGGAAAAAUCCA